ACCCGAUAAACACGCAAUGGACGGCCUUGACGAAUUCGAGAAGGCUUUGGCCGAAGAGAAAAGGGCAAGGGAGAGGAGUGAGAGGCAUGCGAACAAGGAUCGCGAUCGCAAACAUCGACACCACCAUAGUUCCAGGCAUCACCGAUCAAGAGACGACGAGGACGAUGAGCACCGACGUAAACGCUCAAGGCACUCCAGAGAUGAUGAUGAAGAUAGGCAUCAACGGCGCUCCAAGCACGAAAAGACCUCAGAUCCGCACGAAGAUCUACCAAUCCCAGAUGAUGAAGUUCCUCAGUCAGAGUCGACCAAACUUGUUCGCGAUUCGUGGAUGACAGCGCCUUCAGCUUUGGACAUUGAUUAUACGCAGAAGGGCGCCAAGGUCGCGAAGCCUCCUCCUUCAAAACCCGAUUACGACUUGAAAAUCCACAAGAAUGAGCUUAAUCGCCAUUUACAAGAUUUGGCGGAUGGGAAGAAGCUAGAAGAAAUUGGAGACGAAGAAGCGCAACAUGAGGUCUCAUACACAUUUGGAGAUUCAGGGGCUCAAUGGCGUAUGACCAAGCUCAAAGCUGUGUAUACGCAGGCUGAACAGACCGGCAGAUCUGUGGAUGAGAUUGCUAUAGAGAGAUUUGGGAGUUUACGUGAAUUUGACGAUGCCAGAGAGGAGCAAAUCGAGUUGGAUCGUCGGCAGCUCUAUGGGGAAGGCUAUGUAGGCAAGGAGAAGCCCAGUGGUGAGCUGUUCCAGGAAAGAAAGCUGGAGCUAGGUAUCAGAAAAGACGCCAGUCAAUCCCAUGGAGCAAAUGAUACGGAACUACCACAGGGAGAAGUCAUGGAAGAGAAGCCGGCCCCAGGAAAGACAGUAGUGACAGACCCUACAACGUUGAAUAGGAUGAAAGCCCAGCUGAUGAAGGCAAAAUUGAAGAACUCCCCUGAUGUUGCAAAGCUCGAAGCGGAGUAUAAUGAGGCUAUGUCUAGCUAUUCCAAUAAUCCGGAAGCUGGUGUGGUUGUGUUACCAGUGAUGGAAAACCGGAUGUUGGCAGGGACUCGAGGCGAAGUCAAGACAAUUGAUAAUAAGAGAGGUCGAGAAAGGGGAUUGGUCAAAGACAACGAGGAUAUGAGUAUUGAGGACAUGGUCCGUGAAGAGAGAAGGACAAGGGGGCAAGCUGGCGGCGAAGGCAUGAGAGCUGCCGAGCGUAUUGCGAAGGACGCCAAAUUCGACGAUGAUCUGGAAUACAUGGACGACAACGCAGAAAAGCUUGCGAAGCGCGUUCAAAAAUCCGAAAUCAACCUAAAGAACGUUGCCGUUGGGGAGUUCCAGAAGAUGAAUCGGAUCCUGGAUUCCUGCCAGUUGUGUCACCACCCCGAGAAGAACCAACCACCCAUUGCACCGCUGAUAUCAUUGGCGACACGGGUCUAUCUAACCUUGCCAACGGAACCCGAGCUCAGUGACGGCGGUGCAGUCAUUGUGCCGAUCGAGCAUAGAACGAAUCUUUUGGAGUGUGACGAUGAUGAAUGGGAAGAGAUCCGAAAUUUCAUGAAGUGUCUCACACGGAUGUAUCACGAUCAAGGUCGGGAUGUCGUGUUCUACGAAAAUGCCGCGGCACCACAUAGGAAGAUGCAUGCCGCGAUGCAAGCUGUACCGUUACCCUAUAGCCUGGGCGAGACAGCACCUGCCUUCUUCAAGGAAGCCAUCCUAUCUUCCGAUGAGGAAUGGACACAGCAUAAGAAACUAAUUGAUACUGCGGCCCGAGCACGAGAUGGAUUGGGCAAACUCGCUUUCCGUCGAUCGAUGGCCAAGGAAAUGCCCUACUUCCAUGUCUGGUUUGAGAUUGACGGCGGACUAGGCCACAUAGUUGAGGAUUCAAAUCGAUGGCCGAGAGGGGAUCUCUUCGCGAGGGAGGUUAUCGGUGGUAUGCUCGAUAGUGAACCUGAUGUGAUAAAGAGGCAAGGUCGUUGGACCCGAGGGGACAGACGGCAGGAGGAUUUCAAAAAGCGCUGGAGAAAGUUCGACUGGACUCGAGUUUUGACGGAUGGUUGAGCGUCAAGCGCUUCAAUCUCAAUCGGAGAAGCACUCGGGACUGGGCAGGGAAUUUGCUUGCGUGCUCUUCGGAUGGCCGAAAAUACUGCUUUGCGGACGGCCUGAGAGUAUCUCUCGUGUGGUUUCAGAGAGGUUCAGAUUGCGUGCCAAACUCCAACUCUCCCUUGAAGCUGAGCCGAAGAGCAAGUGAUGAGCCGGGCCAAAUCAGAUACAAUCCAAGUACGCAUGCGGGCGUUGUACCAAGCGUCGCUAUUUGAUAGCUAUGUAGCAGGACAAACACUCUAGUCCAUGGUCUUAUGGCUC
Messenger RNA from Amorphotheca resinae ATCC 22711, 2338 nucleotides. RefSeq lists its product as hypothetical. Lineage: Eukaryota; Fungi; Ascomycota; Leotiomycetes; Helotiales; Amorphothecaceae. The transcript has a single exon. Gene Ontology annotation, biological process: mRNA splicing, via spliceosome. The record is from RefSeq and is a predicted model, not a curated record. Gene Ontology annotation, cellular component: post-mRNA release spliceosomal complex. Bases 17 to 2035 code for a protein of 672 amino acids.